Molecule: messenger RNA, 2353 nt
Organism: Rana temporaria (common frog)
Lineage: Eukaryota; Metazoa; Chordata; Amphibia; Anura; Ranidae
Gene: LRRC31
Product: leucine rich repeat containing 31
Exons: 10
Coding region: 296-1999 (567 amino acids)
Molecular function (GO): protein binding
Source: RefSeq, a predicted model, not a curated record
GCUAUACUGUUUCCUCUGUCAUUGUAGGCAUGACUGUUCAGAGCAGAGGAGCUGGUUUGGCUACAUUAUCUUCCCUUUUCAUAGCAGUACAGCACUGAGAGCAGGAAUGCAACAUGGGUUAUGCAAGAGCAUUCAGUUUGUGAUUACAAACUCCUUUCUCUCUCUUACAAACAUGAAAACUCUGCAGGAAACAGCAAAUACUCACGUAUAACAGUAGCCUAAAACGGUUCUGAAAAGAAUUCAACUGCCACUCCAGCGUCUUGGACUACGGAACUCUCAAAAAGUAGACGUAAACAUGGACAGUAAAGGAUCAGAGAAGGAGACCGAAGCACCGAAAAAGUCUCCAUUCGAUUUGAUCUUCGGCCAGAUACAAAGAAAAAAGUCAGACAAAGGAAAAAGCAGUAUAUUCCAGGUGAAGAGCUUAUUCAGAGCAUUUGAUAAAGAUGUAGCAAAGACAGAUAAUGAGAAGAAUGAAAAGGAACUUGACCACAAGCCUAAAUCUGAAGAUCAAAAGUCAGACAAUGUGGAUUCUGGUCCUACAGAAGAAGAGGAUUCAGACAGCACUGGAUGGUUAAAAGUGACACAUUUUAUGGAAAAGUUUGGGAAGAAAGCAGAUAUUCACUAUAUAAACCUUAAUAACUGUGAACUGACAGUUGUUGACAUAAAAGAGCUUGGUUCACUAAUGCCAUUUCUCUUAGACGUUGAAGAAAUUGAUCUUUCUUGGAAUGAUUUGAUUGGUGGGUCUUUAAAAUUGGUGACUCCACACUUUAAUCAUGUAAGCAGACUAAGGAUACUCAAUUUAAGCAACUGUGGUCUCACCAGUGACGAUACUGCUGCUUUAGGUGAAUCGCUCCAGUACAUACCCAAAUUGCAAAUUCUUGAUUUGUCAUGGAACAAUAACUUAGGAGGGACUCUGUCUAGACUAUCACAGAAUUUAGUAGAUCAUGGAGAAUUAAAGUGUUUGAGUUUAACAGAGUGUAGCCUUACAGCAGAAGAUAUUCAAUCAUUGGCCCCUGUUAUUGGAAAAAUGUCAAGGCUGGAAAUUUUGGACCUUUCGGAGAACAAAGAAGUUGGAAGUAAAAUCAAAAAUCUUACUGAAGAGCUCAAACACUGCUCUUGCUUGAGUGUGUUAAAACUGCGUUCUACUGGUUUGCAUCGGGACAGUGUACAGUAUCUGAGUUCUGCAUUCCAGUAUUGGCCAUAUUUAAGGAAGUUGGACCUUUCCUGCAAUAAGGCAGCUGGAGGAGGAUUCAGAGAAUCAGCAGCUCAUCUAACCUCCUUCAAACAGUUGCAACUACUUGAUAUUCACCAGUGCUCUCUAUCUGAAGACGAUGUUGCUGCACUAACCCAGGUCAUACCUCUGCUGUCCAAUCUUCAAGUGCUGGACAUAUCUUCAAAUAAAACAGUAGGACUUUCUCCAGAGCACCUCUUCAGCCGAUUGCGGUUUCUGCCAAAGCUGAAAUCUGUUAAUGUCAGCAACUGCAUGUUGAAGAAGGAAUCCUUUGCAGGAUUAGCUGAAGCUACACGUUAUCUAACAGACCUGCAAAUGUUGGACCUAUCCUGGAAUAAGUGUGUUGGAGGAAAUCUAAAACUCCUUACAGGAACUCUGAGCAAUGCAAAUUUUCUCCAAAGCCUACUACUGAGCAGCUGCAACCUGAUUACACAGGACCUGGCAGCUUUAGGAUCGGCAGCACAAGCCGGUCAUCUGGACAGCUUACAGCAGCUGGACCUUGCCUACAAUGACACUGUACCUGAUGAAGCCUGGUCCUUAUUGUUUGAAAGUAUCCCUGCUCUGAAGAACAUAACUGAACUAGAUAUUAGCCUAAGGCCAGCAUCUGUCCGUGCCUGUGGUCCAUGGUUCAUUCACUUAAUAUCCAACAUACCUAAGCUGCCUAUGAUGAAAGAACUGGGUAUACAGCGCUGGACUCUAUCAACAGCAGAACAGCAGCAACUCAACAGAAUCUGCAAGGAAAAGAACAUCAGUAUACACUAUGACUGAUUUAAUAGCUGAACUUUCUCCAUGUUUUUCCUCUGGGAUGGAAGGGAGAUGGAUAAAACACUGUGUGCACUCCACCUGCUUGCAUUCUUACUAUAGCUAGUUCACGGUUACAUAAUACUGAGACACCAUACAUAAUUUUGCUGACAUGUAGUAAUUUGUGUAAGGCUACAAAAUAAUUGCACUUUAGUAAUUUGAUAAAUAUCACAGAUUUACAAUCGUUUUUUAUGCUGAAUUUAUUUAAAGCACAAUCUAUACUAUUUAGUGGACUGUUGGCUACAAUACAUUUUGUCUUUUACAUCCUGUGCAGAUUUUUUCAUGGUGAACACAAAAGCAAAUAAAUAUAGUAGCCUGAGA